Molecule: messenger RNA, 1398 nt
Organism: Diachasmimorpha longicaudata
Lineage: Eukaryota; Metazoa; Arthropoda; Insecta; Hymenoptera; Braconidae
Product: GPN-loop GTPase 1
Exons: 4
Coding region: 159-1328 (389 amino acids)
Molecular function (GO): GTPase activity
Source: RefSeq, a predicted model, not a curated record
ACCCUUUCGUUGCCGACCUCUCGACGACAUUUCCCCCUCCAAUGCCAGAGGCAUCAUGGUUCCCACGUGUUGACGUAAAACCACCGGUGCACAUAAACAUUCAGUGAAUUUCGUCUCAAAUUUUUCUUUCGAUUUACAAAAACAUCUGCAUCUGCAGAAUGUCUGCUUCUGCAUCGAGUGAAGACAGACAGAGCAAGAGUGAAUCGAUGGACACAGGCGAUGCGGAACCUGCAUCUACUAGGACAUCCUCCAGGAAGGGUCCAGUUUGCAUCAUUGUCCUGGGAAUGGCUGGCUCCGGAAAAACAACUUUCGUCCAGAAAAUUGUGUCGACUUUGUACGAAACUGGGAAACCUUAUGUCAUUAACCUGGAUCCAGCUUGUAGGGAAACCCCCUAUCCGACGAAUAUAGACAUUCGAGACACUGUGAACUACAAAGAAGUGAUGAAGCAGUAUCGAUUGGGGCCUAACGGUGGCAUCGUAACAACCCUUAAUCUGUUCUCAACGAAGUUUGAUAAAGUCGUGGAGCUGGUCGACAAAGCUGGAGAUGAGCAUGAAUACGUUGUGCUGGACACACCAGGACAGAUCGAGGUGUUCACAUGGUCUGCUAGUGGGACAAUCAUCACCGAAGCCUUGGCCUCACAGUUUCCCACGAUUGUCGUUUACGUUUUGGAUACUGUGAGGAGUGUUAGCCCUGCCACUUUCAUGUCAAACAUGCUGUAUGCGUGCUCUAUUUUGUAUAAGACGAAACUACCCUUCAUUGUCGUCAUGAACAAGAUUGACGUAGUUGAACACAGUUAUGCAGUCGAAUGGAUGCAGGACUUCGAGGCCUUCCAGGAAGCCCUUGACUCGGAGACAAGCUACAUAAGUAACUUGACAAGAUCGAUGGCACUGACCCUAGACGAAUUCUACGCUCACUUGAAAAGUUGUGGAGUGUCUGCAAAAACUGGAGUUGGUAUUCCAGAGUUCUUUCGCCUCGUCAAGGAAGCUGUCCAGGAAUACGAAACGGUUUAUAGAAAAGACUGGGAGAAGCUGAGGGCAGAGAGAGCUUCAGAGAUUGAGAAGCGAAAGUCAAAGCUGAACGAGGUGGUCUCCCAGGCCCAGACAGCGGGCAUAACGUCGGUCUCCAGUGGACAGGACAUCGCUGACGUCUAUCUCAAGGCCGCUGGAGAUGACUCCAGCGCGGACGAGGAUGAGGAAGUCCCUGAGGAUCCCCACGAUGAGGACAGAGCGGAUGAGUCAUUCAAACAAUAUCUCAAUCGACACAAAGAAGAGCUGGUAAAACGUGCAGAGAGACAGAAGAACGAUACUGAGUCUGCUCAGGGGUCCUAACGACGAGAAUAUCUAAUAAUUAUUGUAAUAUAAAUUAUAAAAUAAACGAUUUUUUGUUACUCAAAGUAAA